AUCUCCUGUUAUAAGAAGGCAUCACAGUGUCCUGUCAAAUAAAGAUUUUGCGUAUACGAUCAAUUUAUUUAUUACUUUUGCCGCUUGUAAGUUGUUAUUUGAUGGUCUAUAUAUAUACACCCAGCCAACACAAGUACAAGAAAAUUUUUAUUAAAGCAAUCAAAACGGACAAAGAUCGGCUUCAUUCCGACAAGUCUGAGGACUUACUUUUUCUGAAGGAUCAAAUGGAAAAAAUAAAAAUGACACUUGGGUCUAUUGACAAGCGUAGAGCCGAGAUAGAACAGAAGAGAAAUAGCAGGAUUCAGAGUAAAGUUAUAGCAUCAACAUGUUUUUGCGAAAAAUCAUUUGUUCAGUCUAGAGGUUUUAAAGUGUGCUUUACUGAUGAUGUACAUCUACCUAAAACAAUUUCUUUAGAGCCAAGUUCAGAGUCUGAAUCAGAAAAUAAUUACAUAGACUGUUCAAUAAGGAGUUUUAAAAAUCAAGAACAAACCAUUGUUAUCAACAGAGAAGUUAUUAAAGAAACUAUAAGAACAGCUAUAAACAUGGAUAUAACAGCUCAUAAAAUUACAGCAACUCUGAUAGAACUUGCCAUUGCAGCUGGAGGUAAUCCAAAUAAGUUGCACUUUUCUUAUACAUCAGCUUUUCAAAUGAAAAACAAUAUUAUUAACAAAGAUGCUAAAAAUAUUAAGUUUUUGAUAAAAAAAAGAGAUCGAACAGGGUAAGGUGAAAAUUCAGCUACACUUUGACGGAAAGUUAAUCAAGGUUUGCAUAUAUUUAAUUUUAACUGGUGUUUUGAAAACAACUGUUUUUCUUACAUUAUUAAUCUAAUCCUAGUUCUAGAACUUGAUAUUAAAUCACGGUGAUGUAGCAAUUGAUAGGAUUUGUGUUCUUAUGAGAGCUGGAGGUACUGAUCAUCUACUUGGCGCUCCAAGAGUUCAUUCUGGUACAGGGCUAAAUCAGUUCAAGGCUAUCAAAGAAAUUUUGAUAGAGUUUGAAAUUGCUGAUCACGUAAGGAUGGUCUGCUUCGAUACUAUUGCUAUCAAUACUGGAAUGAUUCGUGGUGCUAUAUACAGGUGAACUGUUUUUCAAUAUAAUUUAAAAAAAGAACUAUGAAACGAUGUUAGUAAACCAUUGUUGAUGCUUGCUUGUAGACAUCAUGUUUUAGAAGUCAUAUUAAAACAUUAUUGGUUAGCAGUUACCAUAGACAAAACCACAGAACCUGACAACGCAAUCUUUAAAGGCUUGAAAAGUAAGUGGAAUGAUAUUGAUGUGAAAAACUGUGUCAUCACUCACUUCAAAUGGCAAUCUAUUUAUGAUUCUUGGUUUAAUGAACAAGCAGAAAAAGCAAGAAAAUGUUUAAUGACGAUUGUGAAUGAAGGAGUCUUCAAAAACUCAGAGACACGACUACCAGGAACUGCUGAGCUAGCUCUCAUGUUCUUGAAACCAACAUUCAAGCCUCUCAACAUACACAAGCCUGGAGCAGUACAUCAUGCUUGUUUUAUGGCAAAGAGUAUCUACUAUCUAAAGAUAAUGCUUCUUCUUAAUUCGACCAAGCAAAUCCUAAAAUUAAGCCAGGAGAAGAUUAAUGAGGUAAAAAAAGAUGGCAAUUUUUAUUUCAAUUUUCUAUGCUCCUCAAUUUCUGAGAGCUGAAAAAUCAGAUACAGCUGCAAUCCAAGUUAGUUUUUUAGCCUUUGAUACAAAUAAUCAUAGUUAAAUUUUAGCAUUAUUAUUUGAUAAAAUAGUGUACCCAAAUUGUAUUAAAAUUUUAACAUUGCAGGACCAGCACUUUAUCUGGCACAAGGCCCACUUGGAGAAGUUUGAUGUAGCUGCAGCUUCAGUCUUCAAAAGGUGGGGAAAACACAGCUGGUACUUUGAUUCCACUACUGUUAUUUUUGCCCUAUCCAAUUCAGAUCAGUCUGUGUCUGACAUUACAAAGGAAGAAAUGGCUAGAAAGCUAGAAGAGUAUCCUCCAACAAACAAGUAUGAUUUUGAAAGAAAGAGCAAUUCCGGUUUUAUUCCACAAAAGACAUAAUUUCUCAAACUCACCAAGCCACCUUCACUCGUUAAUUAUGUAGGAGCUGA
Messenger RNA from Hydra vulgaris (swiftwater hydra), 2082 nucleotides. The record is from RefSeq and is a predicted model, not a curated record. NCBI's taxonomy places the organism in Eukaryota, Metazoa, Cnidaria, Hydrozoa, Anthoathecata, Hydridae.